AUGGCGAACCAAGCUCAUUACCCUUCAACCCACCUCACCGAAUCCGCAGGAUGUGUUCUAUUCCAUCUCCCCAGUCGUAAAAUAUGUCUUCUAAGCAUUACUUUACAAAACGCGAACGGAGGCGUUCUCAUUACGCUCCCAAAGGGACGUCGUAAUAUUAACGAAACGAGAAAAGACGCUGCCGUCAGAGAAACAACCGAAGAGACUAGCUACAAGUGUAGCUUGUUACCGGUCAAGAUGGGCACUAGGUUGACUCUUCCAGAAGAUGAUGAGGAUGUUAGAGAUCGUGUUAGGCAGUGUGAUGCUUGCACUGAGGGCUUUCAUAUGCAACUUAGAAGUAUUGGAAGGAAGGAGGAGAGAAGAGCAAAGAUCGUUUGGUGGUUUAUUGCACAGGUUGACGAGGAGGAUUAUGAAAGGAAGGAAGAAGUGGGAUGGGAUGGGAAAGUCAAGGAAGGUGUGAGGGUUGAAUGGAAGGAGUAUGAUGAUGUCUUGGGGGAACUUUCGUACGAAACGGAUGUUGAGGUAGUCAAGACGGCUUGGAGGAUUCUAGAAGCCACGGAAGGACCUCGAACCCGACUCAGUGGAUCUUAA
Messenger RNA from Orbilia oligospora ATCC 24927, 591 nucleotides. RefSeq lists its product as uncharacterized. The transcript has a single exon. Lineage: Eukaryota; Fungi; Ascomycota; Orbiliomycetes; Orbiliales; Orbiliaceae. Gene Ontology annotation, molecular function: bis(5'-nucleosyl)-tetraphosphatase (asymmetrical) activity. The coding region runs from base 1 to 591 and encodes 196 amino acids. Gene Ontology annotation, biological process: ATP biosynthetic process; AMP biosynthetic process. The record is from RefSeq and is a predicted model, not a curated record.